Mobula hypostoma (lesser devil ray) is the source of this 2594-nucleotide messenger RNA. RefSeq lists its product as uncharacterized. The transcript has 10 exons. Bases 86 to 1483 code for a protein of 465 amino acids. Lineage: Eukaryota; Metazoa; Chordata; Chondrichthyes; Myliobatiformes; Myliobatidae. The record is from RefSeq and is a predicted model, not a curated record.
CUCAGCCUGCGACAGCCACACUGUGUUACUGGGAGGCUUCAGCACCGCUGAAACGUGAAGGAGUUUGCAAAGCAAGUGUCCAGUAAUGUCCAAAUACAGUUUCUACGCUGUCGCCGUUUUAUUCCUUCGCCCUGACCUCGUUGCUUCUGCAGGACACCAGGAAACAUGGAAGGUAAACCAGGAAUUCCCCUGUGCCAUUGGCGGAUCCAUUUUGUUGCCUGGUUUUAACGGUGAAGUUAAGAAUGUACAGCAUAUUCGGUGGGAGUUCGGCGAUACACGGAUUCUAGAUUACUAUGAUAAAUCAAAAAACGCCAGCUUCACCAACCCAUACAGGAACCGAUGUACCUUCUUCUCUUCCAAUGGAUCACUGCUAUUGGAAAAUAUAGUGAGCCACGAUGAGGGACUCUACAAAAUUACCAUCAAUUUAGAAGCCAACAGAAGCAAAAUCAUAAAACUGCAUGUUAUUGAACGACUGUCAAAACCUUUGAUCAGCGGUAAUUCUACCUUUGUGGACACCGACAUUGCACUGGCUUGCCAAAUACCUGUGGGAAUUCCACGUUCCAUUCUCUGGAUGAAAGAUAACGAAGUGAUAAACAGUGGCCAGUACCAGUUCAUGGAAGACAAUCGCACGUUACUGAUUUCUCAAGCCAAGAAAUCGGACUGCGGGAUGUACUCCUGCUUAAUAGAGAACGCUGUGAGCCAGGAGAACAGUUCUUACCAGCUUGAUGUUUACGGUUUUUCAACUCUGCAUCACUCUACCUUGAAUCUGUCCAUUGUAGCACUAAUUUGUGGAGUUGCUGUCUUCGUCGGCAUAAUAAGUUUCUGUUUGCAUGAAGAAAGCACAAUCACUCUUCCUUUGCAAAAAAAGAUGCUGCUAUUUCACCUUUGUGCUGGAGCACUUUCCCUCAUUGUUCUCUUGGCUGCAAUUUUGUGCUGGGGAGCAACUGCAGGAUAUUCUGACGUCCCAGUGACCUUGAUGGUGAUUUUGUGCCUUCUGCUAAUACUGGUUAUAUUGGCGAUGUGUAGUAUGAAGGAAUAUCACACGAACUGGAUCAAUAAAAUGUUCUCAACCAAAUUUUGCAGGGUCAUUCUGGAUGUCGUAAGCCCCCUGAGUGGAAUCAUCGUCAUCUGUUCAUCUUCAAUCCUGAUCUCAAAAAUAACAAAAGAAAGCGGAAAAGGGUGCAAAACGCCGGCCAAUUUACAGACAAGUAUCAUCUUUACUGUGGUGGUACCAUUGAUAGUUCUGGUGAUCAUCUUCACAGUUUAUGCCUUAUUUUAUGCAAAACACAAGAAGCAACAGAGGGGAAAUCGGACGGAUCAACAACAAGGUGUCGACAUCCCCCUCACAGCAGGUGAUUCUGUUAAUGGAACAGAGCCAUCUAAUAGGACAGAGACUGGUGGACACGUGGAAUGCUCUGCCCCAGAAGGCAGUGGAGGCCAAGGCUCUGGAUGCUUUCAAGAAGGAGAUGGACAGAGCUCUUAAAGAUUGUGGAAUCAAAGGUUAUGGGGAUAAGGCAGGAACUGGAUACUGAUAGUGGAUGAUCAGCCAGUGCUGGCUCAAAAGGCCAAAUGGCCUACUCCUGCACCUAUUGUCUAUUGUCAUCUUAAACACAGAACCCCAAAGGGAUGAAAGGCGGCACAAUCAAGAUUCAGUGAUCCUUUUCCAGCAACUAACAAAAUCACUUACUACAUUAUUAAUUGCACUAAUUAAUUAAUCGUUUUUUUUCUGGCAAACAACAGCCUGUAACUUCCCUCUGUGAGUUGUGCUUUUUAAGACGACAGUACACCUUGGACAAUUUAAGAUUCCCGCUAGAUUGGAAAGUUUGGGUGGUGGGGGAUGAUGUUCAGCUCACUGCUCCAUGAGGUUUACUUUCAUCUGCUCUGAACUGAUUUUGCUCGUCAAGCUCUUUGACUGGCUCCAGCGGUGCAUCUGCUCUGUGGCCGUGCUCUCACUUUCCAUUUUCGUGGACUCUGCAUUUUCUGUUCUUGAGGAAACCAUGCUGACAAUGGCCUAUUUUAUCAUGUGCCUCCAAGUACCCCAAAACCACAUCCUUAACUAUCAACUCCAACAUCUUCCCAAUCACUGAGGUCAGACUAACAGGCCUAUAAUUUCCUUUCUUCUGCCUCUUGCCUUUCUUGAAGAGAGGAGUGACAUUUGUUGUACACACUCAAAUAUAAUGCCUUCAGUCCUAUAUUCUGGGGAAGGUGGGACCUGUACAGAUUGGAUGGGUUGCACCUGAACUCAAGGGGGAGCAAUAUCCUUGCAGGUAGAUUUGUUAGCAUGGUUUGGGAGGGUUUAAACUAAUUUGCAAGGGGGAUGGGACCCAGAGCGAUACAGCAGUGAAAGAAGUGCAUGGAGUAAAGCCAGAUCUAACCUAUAGAGAGGCUUUGAGGAAAGAGAAGCAGAAUAAAGGGUAUAAAGAUAGGAAGGUAGAAGGGCUAAAGUGUGUGUACUUCAAUGCAAGAAGCAUCAGGAGCAAAGGUGAUGAACUGAGAGCUUGGAUACAUACAUGGAAUUAUGAGGUAGUGGCCAUUACAGAGACCUGGCUGGCACCAGGCCAGGAAUGGAUUCUCAAUAUUCCUGGAUCUUAGUG